GAAGGAGUCGUCAAGAUGAAGAUUGCCAUUGCAUUUUUGGCCCUCGUGGGUCUGGUCGCCGCGGCCAGUUUCCACCAAACGCAUGAGGUGAAGAUCGCCGACAAGGGAUUCCUCGUGAAGCAGAAGUUCCUCUUCGAGGUGGUCUAUCGCAUCGAGGAUCCCCUGAUGUUCGAGGAUAUCAUCAAGCUGGGCGACAAAUUUUACUUUGAUGAGUCUUACUACACCCACUACGACUUCUACAUGAAGAAGUUCUUCGAGGCCUACAAGAUGCACUCCCUGCUGCCCAAGGGCGAGUUCUUCGGCCAGCUGGUGAAGUCCCAUGCCAAGCAGGCGCGCGGCCUCUUCAACUUCUUCUACUACGCCAAGGACUGGGAGACUUUCAUGCACAACGUGGCCUGGGCCCGCAUGCACGUGAACGAGGGCAUGUUCGUCUACGCCCUCACCCUGGCAGUGAUCCAUCGCGAGGACUUCCACGGCCUGAUGCUGCCCUCCAUCUACGAGAUCUUCCCGCAGUUCUUCUUCAACAGCAAGUUCGUCUACGAGGCUGAGAAGUUCGACUACGAGAUGUGGAUGAAGAUGACUAUGUACGAGAAGGAGUAUCUGGAUGUGUACUUCAAGGGCCACGAGCACGGCAAUAUGUACCAGUACGGCGACUAUAUGUACAUGAAGGACUUCAAGAUGUGGCAGUGGUGGAAGCUGAUGGGUCUGGGCGAGCACUGGUACAGCGAGGACAAGUUCAUUCUGCGCGAGAACAUCUACGAGUUCAACCAGGACACCAAAUGGCUGGCCAUGAUGAAGGACGUCAAGGUCUGGUGGAUGCCAGUCGACUACACCCGCGACCUGGAUCUGUACAACGAGGAAUCGAAGCUGUCCUACUUCACCGAGGAUCUGGGCUGGAACGCAUACUGGUACUACCUGAACAUGGAUUACUCCUUCUUCCUCGACGGAACCACCUUCGACCUGAAGAACGAUCGUCGCGGCGAAUGGUGGCUGUACAACGUCCACCAGCUGCUCUCCCGCUACUACAUGGAGCGUCUGUCGCACGGAUUCGGCGACAUUCCCGAGUUCUCCUGGUACCACCAGAUCGAGAUGGGCUACGAUCCCCAGAUGAUCUACUACAACGGCAUUGGCUUCAGCUACCGCAAGAACUACUACGAGAUGGAGACCUACGGCAACUUCGAAAUGCUCGACAAGAUCACCGGCUUCAUGAAGCGCAUGCAGGACAUCAUUGAGCUCGGUUACUACAAGACCACGGACGGCCACACGAUCGAUCUGCGCAAGCCCGAGUCCAUCGAGUUCAUUGGCAACCUGAUGCAAGGCAACAUCGAUGCCAUGGACAAGAUGUUCUACCAAUUCUGGUACAUGCUGGCCCAUAUGUACUUCGGCGAUGUCGACUACCACCAGAUGGAGGUCUACCCCAACGUGAUGCUGAACUUCGAGACGAUGAUGCGCGAUCCCAUGUACUACAUGUUCUACAAGUCGAUCGCUUCGAUCUACUUCAAGUUCAUGCACUACCUGCCAAAGUACACCAAGGAGCAGCUCCUGAUGCCCGGUGUGACCAUGAAGCACGUGGAGGUCAGCGAUCUGACCACCUACUUCGAUCUGGUUGACUUCGAUGUGACCAACAUGCUCAACGACAAGAUGAUCUUCCACGACGGCAAGUUCGUCUGGGACAAGUCGCUGUAUGCCCGCCAGAUGCGUCUUAACCACAAGCCCUUCACCUACACCUACACCAUCGAGUCCGACAAGGUCGAGAAGGUUGUGGUGCGCGCCUUCCUGGGACCCAAGUUCGAUGAGUUCGGAAAGAUGAUUUCCCUCACCGAGAACCGCAUGAACUUCAUGGAAGUCGAUGAGUUCUACUACGACCUGAAGGCCGGCAGCAAUGUGAUCACCCGCAAGUCCAACGACUUCUACUGGACCGUCAAGGAUCGCACCACCUACACCGAGCUGUACUACUACGUGAUGAUGGCCUUCGACGGCAAGUAUGACUUCCCUCUGGACAUCAGCGAGCCCCACUGCGGCUUCCCCGAUCGCCUGGUCUUGCCCAUGGGCUGGAAGAAGGGUAUGCCCAUGCAGAUGUUCUUCAUGGUGAUGCCAUACAAGGCCCCCAGCCACGAGCAGUUCUCCACCUUCGACUACACCUACUCCUGCGGCAUUGGCUCCGGAGCCCGCUUCGUCGACAGCAUGCCCUUCGGCUAUCCCUUCGACCGCCAGAUCGAUGAGUACGAGUUCUUCGUGCCCAACAUGUACUUCAAGGACGUGACCAUCUUCCACACCGACACCAUGGAACCCUACUACAAGUACAAGGGCUACACCAACUACGGCCACUUCGACUACACCUUCUUCCGCGACUACUACACCAAAUACUUCAAGUUGUAAGCGGUGUCUGCGCGGCCUGGCCUGGUGCCGGCUACGAUGGCGAACACGGAACGAACCUUCUUCUGAUUUGAU
This is a messenger RNA of Drosophila persimilis, 2451 nucleotides long. Its product is annotated as larval serum protein 1 beta chain. The record is from RefSeq and is a predicted model, not a curated record. The coding region runs from base 16 to 2379 and encodes 787 amino acids. NCBI's taxonomy places the organism in Eukaryota, Metazoa, Arthropoda, Insecta, Diptera, Drosophilidae. The transcript has 2 exons.